CGAGAGGUCUCUCGGGUUCGCACGGGCGGCGCAUCGCUGCCGCGCGAACCGUCAUCGUUUCUCCCACGUGCCUAGAACCACUUCUCGACCCACUCGUUGAACGGUCCGUCGUCGUGGAUGACCUGACCCAUCACCUUUAUCCGCGUGCCGACGAGAUGCUUUUUCGUCUCGAGCUUCGAGUAGAGCACCGCGUCGUCGUCGAGGCGCGUGAUCUCGAACGCGCCGACGCGCCACUCGCCGGUCGGCGAGAGCCGCGCGAGAUGUUCCGGGUCGUUUCUCCCGUGUUCUGGGUCGACAAUCACAGCGCCGUCAAAUCUGUCUCGCAGCAUGUCCUCAAGGCGGUCGACCUUGAGGUUAUAUUUUCAUUGCUGGCAAAACUCGACGUGCAGCCGAACUGGUGCUGUGCCGGUGCUCAGCGCAUCGAUGCCAGUUAGCAUUGCAAGCAGGAUGAGAGCGCGCAUCGCUGCUGCCUAAAAUAGCUGUUGCUCUCCGCAGGCUCUCGCAGAUUGCACUUGCUCUCAGAGCUGCUUGGGUGCUCUCUUGUUUGCUGCCCGGAAAAACGAGCCGAAAACGCUAAUGCUGCCUCGGGCGCUCUUCUACCAACCCAGGGAGUGUGUGCCCGUUGCACUCUCUGCACGUAUAUGGCCUUGAGUCUCAAAAGAGCUUAGGUUGAUGGCUUACUAGUG
This is a messenger RNA of Pelagomonas calceolata, 686 nucleotides long. The record is from the annotation of a GenBank genome assembly. Lineage: Eukaryota; Pelagophyceae; Pelagomonadales; Pelagomonadaceae.